This is a messenger RNA of Leptidea sinapis, 1631 nucleotides long. RefSeq names its product cytochrome c oxidase subunit 1-like. Lineage: Eukaryota; Metazoa; Arthropoda; Insecta; Lepidoptera; Pieridae. Gene Ontology annotation, cellular component: membrane. Gene Ontology annotation, molecular function: cytochrome-c oxidase activity; heme binding. Gene Ontology annotation, biological process: mitochondrial electron transport, cytochrome c to oxygen; electron transport coupled proton transport. The record is from RefSeq and is a predicted model, not a curated record.
CAUCAUUUUUUGAUCCAGCAGGAGGGGGGGAUCCAAUUCUUUAUCAACAUUUAUUUUGAUUUUUUUGGGCACCCUGAAGUUUAUAUUCUUAUUCUUCCAGGAUUUGGAAUAAUUUCACAUAUUAUUACCCAAGAAAGAAAAAAAGAAACAUUUGGAUCAUUAGGAAUGAUUUAUGCUAUAAUAGCAAUUGGGUUAUUAGGAUUCAUUGUAUGAGCUCAUCAUAUAUUUACAGUAGGAAUAGAUAUUGAUACUCGAGCCUAUUUUACUACAGCAACAAUAAUUAUUGCUAUUCCUACAGGAAUUAAAAUUUUUAGUUGAUUAGCAACUCUUUAUGGAACUCAAAUUAAUUAUAGACCAUCUAUAUUAUGAAGAUUAGGAUUUGUUUUUUUAUUUACUAUUGGGGGAUUAACAGGAGUAAUUUUAGCUAACUCAUCCAUUGAUGUUAUUCUCCAUGAUACUUAUUAUGUUGUAGCCCACUUUCACUAUGUACUUUCAAUAGGAGCUGUAUUUGCAAUUUUUGGAGGAUUCAUUCAUUGAUAUCCUCUUUUCACAGGAUUAAUUCUUAAUCCUUUUUUACUUAAAAUUCAAUUUAUUAUUAUAUUUAUUGGAGUAAAUUUAACAUUUUUUCCUCAACAUUUUUUAGGAUUAGCUGGAAUACCUCGUCGUUACUCUGAUUAUCCUGAUUAUUAUUUAUCAUGAAAUAUUAUUUCUUCUAUUGGAUCUUAUAUUUCAUUAUUAGGAACUAUUUUUAUAAUUAUAAUUAUUUGAGAAUCUAUAAUUAAUCAACGAAUUGUAAUUUUUUCCUUAAAUAUGCCUUCUUCUAUUGAAUGAUUCCAAAAUUUACCUCCAGCAGAACAUUCAUAUAAUGAACUUCCAAUUAUAAGAAAUUUCUAAUAUGGCAGAUUAUAUGUAAUGGAUUUAAACCCCAUUUAUAAAGGUUUUCCUUUUUUUAGAAAUGGCAACCUGAUCUAAUUUUAAUUUACAAAAUAGAGCUUCCCCUUUAAUAGAACAAAUAAUUUUUUUUCAUGACCAUACUUUAAUUAUUUUAAUUAUAAUUACUAUUUUAGUUAUAUAUUUAAUAAUAAAUUUAUUUUUUAAUAAAUUUAUUAAUCGAUUUUUAAUAGAAGGACAAAUAAUUGAAUUAAUUUGAACUAUUUUACCAGCAAUUACAUUAAUUUUUAUUGCUCUUCCUUCUCUUCGAUUAUUAUACCUAAUAGAUGAUUUAAAUAAUCCAUUAAUUACUUUAAAAUCAAUUGGACAUCAAUGAUACUGAAGUUAUGAAUAUUCAGAUUUUAAUAAUAUUGAAUUUGAUUCUUAUAUAACUAAUGAUUAUAAAUUAAAUAAAUUUCGCCUUUUAGAUGUUGAUAAUCGAAUUAUUAUCCCAAUAAAUAAUCAAAUUCGAAUUUUAGUUACAGCUACAGAUGUUAUUCAUUCUUGAACUAUUCCUUCUUUAGGUGUAAAAGUAGAUGCUAAUCCUGGACGACUAAAUCAAACUAAUUUUUUUAUUAGUCGUCCAGGAAUUUUUUUUGGUCAAUGUUCAGAAAUUUGUGGAGCAAAUCAUAGUUUUAUACCAAUUGUUAUUGAAAGUGUAAAUAUAAAUAACUUUAUUAACUGAAUUAAUAAUUAUUCUU